This is a messenger RNA of Limanda limanda (common dab), 1143 nucleotides long. RefSeq names its product protein c-Fos. The record is from RefSeq and is a predicted model, not a curated record. Gene Ontology annotation, cellular component: nucleus. The transcript is spliced from 4 exons. Gene Ontology annotation, biological process: regulation of transcription by RNA polymerase II. Gene Ontology annotation, molecular function: RNA polymerase II cis-regulatory region sequence-specific DNA binding; DNA-binding transcription factor activity, RNA polymerase II-specific. Lineage: Eukaryota; Metazoa; Chordata; Actinopteri; Pleuronectiformes; Pleuronectidae. The coding region runs from base 1 to 1143 and encodes 380 amino acids.
AUGCAUCCAGACUCCUGCACUGAGUACGACUCGUCCUCCAGCUGUAGCACAGCAUCGCCUGGCGGGGACACCCCUGGGUGCAGCCAGCAUCCUCCUGACUCGCUUUCAUCAUCAGUGGACGGCGCCAAGGACAGUGACACCAGCGCAUCAGACUCCUUUGUUCCGACCGUGACUGCCAUCUCGACCUCGCCGGAUCUGAAGUGGAUGGUGCAGCCGACGGUCCUCACAUCUGUCUCCCCGGCGUCCGGACGCGCCAAGACCAAAACGCACGGAGCGAACCAUCGGCCGUCGUCAGGUGCAAACAAGGCGAAGCCCUCCAGCAGGAAGGGCCAGAGAGAGCAGCCCUCCAAAGAGGAGGAGGAGAGGCGCAAGAUCAGGAGGGAGAGGAACAAGAUCGCUGCGGCCAAGUGUCGCAACAGACGGAGGGAGCUGAUAGACACUCUACAGGCUGAAACCGACGAGCUCGAGGAGGAGAGGUCCACCCUCCAGACGGAGAUAGCCGACCUGCUGAAGGAGAAGGAGAGGCUGGAGCAGGUCUUAGCCUCCCACCAACCAUCCUGCAAGCUCCCUGCAAGUGAUGCUGAUGAAGAGGAGGAGGAGGAGGAUAGGGAAGAUGGUGAUAGCAUAAUGAUGCAGAGUCCCCCGCCCUCCCCGCAGCUGCUGUCCAUCGUGGAGAAUGGGAAACCACCAGAGAGCAAUACAGCAAUGGGAGAAGCCCCUAUAAUUGGCCCAGACAUGGAUGACGUCCCUUGCAUCCCCGCCGCGGCCAUCUUGGGGAACUCCAACAUCCUCCUGUGCUCCAGCGUGGAAGAGGAGGCUCUGGAGGACUUGAAAGGAGACGACCUGGACGACCUGGUGCCCAGCCUGGAGAUGGCGGUGACCUCCGAGACGGCCUCAUCCGUCCCCGACAUAGACCUUAGCGGCCCCUUCUGCCUCUCAGACUGGGAAACCCUGUACAAGUCUGUGGCGAGCGACCUUGAAUCUUUGAGCACCCCCAUCAUGUCUUCCAGUCCCACUUGUAGCAACUACCGCUCAGUGUUCUCCUUUAACUACCCUGAGAUUGAUUCCCUGGCCGACGGCUGCGAGGGCCUCAAAGGAAGCCUCGGAGAUAGUCUCAACUCUCCAACCCUUCUGGCCUUGUGA